Molecule: messenger RNA, 2639 nt
Organism: Hemibagrus wyckioides
Lineage: Eukaryota; Metazoa; Chordata; Actinopteri; Siluriformes; Bagridae
Gene: htr1fa
Product: 5-hydroxytryptamine (serotonin) receptor 1Fa
Exons: 2
Coding region: 190-1290 (366 amino acids)
Biological process (GO): adenylate cyclase-activating adrenergic receptor signaling pathway
Cellular component (GO): plasma membrane
Molecular function (GO): G protein-coupled serotonin receptor activity
Source: RefSeq, a predicted model, not a curated record
AAACCAAAUUUUUCGCCUGCUGGUCGAACUGAAAUCGCAUCCUCUUGUCCAGUCCCACAUCCAUAUGCGUGUACCCGAACCGACUCCACAGCAAGUUGCGCGUCACCGUCUUUGCUUGCGCGCUCUCGGGCACUGUCUGUAAAGCCGCUCCACCGAACAGCUCUGCUCUAAAGGACUACACGAACAUGCAUGGAUCCAAACAGCAGGAAUUCAAGCAGCACAGAUGGGCUUGGUAGAAAUCCUGCAGGCAUGAUCCUUCUCUCUCUCACUCUGUCUGUGCUAGCUCUGUUAACCACAGCAAUCAACUCCUUAGUCAUCACUGCCAUCAUUGUCACUCGCAAACUUCACCACCCUGCCAACUACCUUAUCUGCUCUUUGGCUGUGACUGACCUGCUGGUGGCCAUCCUGGUCAUGCCCUUCAGCAUUGUCUACAUCGUGAAGGAGACGUGGGUCAUGGGUGAGGUGAUGUGCACCAUCUGGCUCAGCGUUGACAUCACCUGCUGCACAUGCUCCAUUUUGCACUUGGCUGCUAUUGCUGUGGAUCGUUAUCGUGCCAUCACUGAUGCUGUGGAAUACUCCAGGAAAAGGACAUCUUUAAGGGCCGCUGUCACGAUCAGUGUCGUGUGGUUCCUGUCCAUUCUCAUUUCCUUACCUCCAAUGCUCUGGGGACACCACAGAACAGACGAAGAAGCACAGGAGAAAGAAUGCCUCAUAAAGCAUGAAAACAUUGCUUUCACCCUUUACUCCACUUUUGGGGCUUUCUACAUCCCCCUUAUACUCAUUCUUAUCCUUUACUACAAAAUAUACCAAGCAGCUAAAAUUCUUUACCACAAAAGAAGGCCCAGCCCCAUGAACAAGCUUGAAAUAAAUGGAAACAAGAUCCCUAUGUGCUCUGACAGAGAACAGCAGAGCCAUGAUGUACUUACCCUACCAGAGAAGUCAAUGUCAGAGCCCUCUACAGAGGGGCGCAUCUCUGCAGCAAGCCCAAAUUUUCAGCGUCACAGUGAGAGGUCGAUCAAAAGACAACGGAUUUCAGGGGCACGUGAAAGAAAGGCAGCCAUGACUCUGGGCCUCAUUCUUGGGGCAUUUGUUGUCUGCUGGCUGCCAUUCUUCAUUCAGGAAGUGAUUAUUAACAUCUGCAACAGAUGUGUCCCCUCCAGUGAAAUAGCUACAUUUCUGACCUGGCUUGGAUACCUUAACUCCCUAAUCAAUCCACUCAUUUAUACUAUAUUUAAUGAGGACUUUAAGAAAGCCUUUCAUAAAUUGAUCAAGUGCCGGAAUGAACUCUGAUACAGAAAAUGGAAUAUCAAUGUUUUUAUAGAAAACAUGUAUAUCGAUGUGAAAUUUUAAAAAUAUGAGAAAAUGAAAAUUUCUGUAAUGCAGGUGAAUAUUUAAAACUGAAGACAUUUUCAUAUUGUUUUCAAAAUUCAGCCUUAUCUGUAAAAAUACACACACUGCCAAUCAAAUGUUUAGAGCUUUGACAUCAAAUCAUUCCAAACACUUUAAAACUGUGCAAGAGAAAUUUGGAGAGGCAGUGCUGUCUGGAACAGUCACCCAACCUUCAACCAUGAUGUUCUGGGAUGAACAGUUUGAAAUGUUUGAGAGACAGAGGUGUCCACUGGGAUGUCCUGCAAGUGACACUUUCUAAGUAACACCUGCUUAAACCUUGUCCAUAGAUAAAGAAAGUGUGACAGCUUUUACUGCUAAGAGACAUUUUAAAUGAACAUAUACAUGUAUUGUAUUUUAUUUAUCCGUUCACUUGUACUAUAUGGCCAAAUGUUUGUUGAUACCAGACCAUCACUUUUAAAUGAAUGGGCAAAUCCCCACAGCCAUGCUCUAAAAUCUAAUGGAAAACCUUCUGAGAAGACUGAAGGAUAUUAUAAGAAGAUGAAGCCUUUAUUAUCGCCACACAUACAUUACAGCACAGUGGAAUUCUUUUUUUCGCAUCUCCCAGCUCAAGGGCCCAACAGUGGUAGCUCAGUGGUAUUGGGAGUUGGACCCCAACCUUCUGACAACCCAGAGCCUUAACCACUCGAUGCCCCUUAUAACAGCAAAGGGGGGCUAAAUAUGGAACGGGCUCUUCAAAAAUUACAUCUUGAGUGUUAUGUUCAGCUAUCCACAAACUUUUGGCCCUAUGUAUUUACGUGAUUAAUCCAUAAUGUAUUAUUUUAUAUAAUUAUUUCAAGUUAUUUCGAAAUGACAAAGACAAUAAUUAUGCAUUUAAACACAAACAUAUGAAAAUGGACAUGGUAGUUGUUCCCAAACAUUGAAGUAAAUUACCAUCUGAGAUGUUGCAAACAUCACAUACGUAAGGUGGUGUAUAAAAAUAAGUCAUGUUACAGGAUUAUAAUAAUCAUAAAAUUUAAUUAACAAAUAUGGCUGUAUUUUCUGACAUAAUUAUUAAUGUUAUUUAACCGUAUGUUAUGUAAAGGUUAUUUAAUGUUAUUUAAAGCUUUAAUAUAUUUAAAGACAUUAAAAAUAAACACACCAUAUACAUGAUACAUUUGUUAUUAUACAAGCUGUAGUAUACAGAACACAGUAACAAUCAACUGGCUAUCAUUCAUGCGAUACAGAUUUCUACUCAUGUAAUGAUUCAUUAUUUUUUAUUUUUAUAAAUAUUUCUUGAAUAUGAAUGGAAA